CAAACACAAUUCACUCUCGGUAAGGCAGCCCACCCAAAAUAGCUGCUUCACCAAGGCAAGGUUACAUAAUGAACCGUUGCACAAGGAGGUCCAACUUUUCGACGAAACAAGUGAGGAGGAAAUUUCCCCUCCUGUUUUUCUGAACAAGUCAGGUGAAAAUAAUCCCAUUAAAGAAACCCUGAGGAAGACCAAAAAAUUUUGCAAUUAUUUGACGAGCAAAUUGGGGAGACUUAAUAAAAAACUGCGGGAAAUAAAAAAACUGGAAACCAUUUUCUAUGCGAAUCCAAACAUAUUAACGGAAAGUCAACAAGUGAAACUAAGCAAAAAAAAACAAAUAAAAAACGAGCUUGUUUUAAUCCAUCGAUACAGGAAAAAGUACCUCGCUUACAAAAAAAACCUGACCAAAAAUGUCGACGACGUGUCCCCCUUUUUUUACGCCAAGCGGAAGACCCGCCAGAAGCGGCAGAUAAACGGAAACAUACUGGACGAUGAGAAUUACCUGAUAAACCCGCGAGAAGACAAAGUGGAAGUGUUCAACGAAGUGGUCCAAAUUCACGAAAGCCAGUA
This is a messenger RNA of Plasmodium cynomolgi strain B, 567 nucleotides long. RefSeq lists its product as hypothetical. The record is from RefSeq and is a predicted model, not a curated record. The annotation marks the transcript as partial. The transcript has 3 exons. NCBI's taxonomy places the organism in Eukaryota, Apicomplexa, Aconoidasida, Haemosporida, Plasmodiidae.